Messenger RNA from Saccostrea echinata, 378 nucleotides. RefSeq lists its product as uncharacterized. The transcript has 4 exons. The record is from RefSeq and is a predicted model, not a curated record. NCBI's taxonomy places the organism in Eukaryota, Metazoa, Mollusca, Bivalvia, Ostreida, Ostreidae. The coding region runs from base 1 to 378 and encodes 125 amino acids.
AUGGAGGACGGUAAAGAUCUUGAAUUUCAGGUGAUUUCCACCCUGACCUUUACUAUAGGAGAUGUUAAUGAACCUCCUUAUGACCUUCAUCUGACCUCAUUAAAUGCACCGAUACAGUUUCCAGAAGAUAAACCAGAGCUGAAGGAAAAUGUCAAAGCAACUUAUAUAGGAACCAUAGUAGUGAAAGACCAGGACAAGGGAGACAAUCUAGUGAUGAAAUUAAUGGAUGAUCUAGGAGGCCGUCUGGUUAUAAUGAAUGCAGACUGCUCUCAAGUCAAGACUGCUGUAGUGUUAAUGUCUGGUUAUAAUGAACCCAGACUGCUCUCAAGUCAGGGUCAUUUUUAUCACCUGGUUAUAAUGAACCCAGAAUGCUCUUAA